This is a messenger RNA of Lutzomyia longipalpis, 2409 nucleotides long. Its product is annotated as zinc finger protein 517-like. Gene Ontology annotation, molecular function: RNA polymerase II cis-regulatory region sequence-specific DNA binding; DNA-binding transcription factor activity. The record is from RefSeq and is a predicted model, not a curated record. Bases 1356 to 2384 code for a protein of 342 amino acids. Gene Ontology annotation, biological process: regulation of transcription by RNA polymerase II. NCBI's taxonomy places the organism in Eukaryota, Metazoa, Arthropoda, Insecta, Diptera, Psychodidae. The transcript is spliced from 2 exons.
UCAAAAAGUAAACAAAUAAAUGAUGACAUAUUUUUCAUUCAGCAAUUUUGUACAUUUUCCACGGUAAAUUGUGACUAAAAGUUUAAUUAAAACUCAUUUAAAGAUACUGUGAUGCCUUCUGCUGAGUCUAGUAAUAAAUUUCUGUUAAUUAAAAUAAAAUUUCAGGUGCUAAAAUUAUUGGAAUGCAUUGAAAAAUUAAGUGAAUUUGAACAGAAAGAUGCUGUACACUUCAUCCUCUAUCGUAUAUCCCGGAUACGAAGAUCCAAAGUCAAGGAGAGUCUUGAUUUUUGGGGGAAGUUAACAUCCGGACAUUUUGGGAGAAGAAGAAAAUUACUCGGGAAGAAGGAUUGGACCAAAGACAGGCAGCUUCUGAGACUGAAAAGACCGGAGAAUGUAUCUGGACUGGUGUCUUACUGGUUUUUCAGGAAAACUUUCGAGGAUUUCCAGCGAAAUUCUCGAGUUUUCAGGAAGUUCCUUCAUUUGAAUUCUUGGGAUCUUCUUCACAGAUCAAUCUGCGGGGAUUUUACAAGAAGAAUCUUUGAGAAUCCUUUGCUGGACAUUAGCUUAAACGACGAAGAUGAUGAAGAAGUUGGUGAAUUGGAAUAUUUAAUGCAUGACAGCGAUUCUCCGCCGCAAUUGGCUGUGAAAACAGCGAAAAGGAAGACAAAGAAGAUCCCCAAGAGAGCCAAAGUACCCAAAAAGGAGGUUUUCCCGUGCUUUCAUUGCCCCAAAAGCUACAAGAGGAGACAGAAUGUUGUAGAUCACUACGCAGCAAAGCAUCGAGGCUUCUGCCCAGAUUGUGGGGAUGAAAUUGGUUUGAAUGCCCAAGGGAAGGUCCACCACAAUCGCUCAAAGCACCUCGAAGAGUAUCCAUUUGUCUGCGAGAUUUGCGGUGAAUCCAUGUCCAGGAAUCAGCAGUAUCAGAAUCACAUUGCAGUUCAUUCGAGGAAAUCCCUCAUGCCCGUUAAACCACCCUCACCUAAAAAGCCAAAGGUUGAGAAGCCCCCAAAGAUAAAUCGCUAUGCCAUUGUCCUUCCGGAUGGAGUAAUUUGCCCAGUUUGUGGUUUAAAAUUUCGCAAUCCUAGUCUCCUCAAUGCACACAGAGCACGGCAUCAUGCUAAAAGUACGUUUCAGUGCGAAAUAUGCUCGGAAGUCUUUAAAUUCCGCACAAGUUAUACGCGGCACAAGCGUAUCCACACUGUCCAGGAGAAGAAGUUCACCUGCGAAACUUGUGGCCUAAAGUACAUGACAAAUUCAGCGUUGAAGGAUCAUCUAAAGCUCACGCACGAACGCGUGGUAUUUCAUGUGAGGUGUGUGGGAAGACCUUUGCUAUUCAGCGAUUCUUAAGACGUCACAUGAAGAUGCAUUCAAAUGAGCGUCCCUUUGCCUGUGAUCUGUGUCCAUUAACCUUCAAGAUUAGACAUCAUCUCGAUAGGCAUCGGAAAACAGUUCAUCGUGAUAUUCUCUUUGGCGGUGGUGGUGGUGGGAAGAAACUCCCGGAGAAAGUUACGGAAAUAGCAAAGAUUGAUGAAAUUGUCGAUAAAAAUGCAAUUGAAUCCACCAAGGAAGCCUUCAAGGAUCUCCCAGUGGCAACAGAAUCGACUCUUCUCCAAAUGAUCUCUGAUCAAAUUCCUCCGGAAGUCAUCCCAUUGGCAAAUUCAGAGCCAGUUCAGCCGCAAUGCUGUUCCGGGGAAUUCCCACUGCCAGCAGAGAUGAUUCAAUCAUAUCAGGAUAACUACACCACCUACCCAGAGAGCUAUAGCAUCCCCCAGGAGACAUAUCUACCCGCACCGGAUUACAGUAUCAAUCCUCAGGAGAUUUUGGAGAUCCCACCGGGACUUCCUCCGGAAAAUAUGGAUACACAACUUCUGGAUCCCUCAUUUAUUCCCCAAUAUCCCUACAAUAUGUGGGACAAUCAGUUUGAUUGCCAAAAUACCAUGAAUCAGCAGGCAAUACCACAAAAUCCACAAGCAACGUACAACAUUGGCAGUAUUCUGAGCAAUUUGGAGUUAAUGGAGAACAAUGCAACAUUCGAUCCUGGCUAUGAUUUCUUCGAAUCCACGCCACAGCAGCAAUUCUACGGCAAUGGAACGAGUUGUCCGGACACAGAGAUCCUCCAGUGGCAGCAGAAGAUUGAUCAGUAUGACUUCAACAGUCAGAAUCACACGCUAACCGACAUCUCAAAUACAUUCCUGCGCGAAGAGCAGCGGCAGAGUAGCAAUUUGAGUUCCUACGUUAAUAACUUUGGCACUGGGAUGGGAGGUGAGGAGCAGCAGGUGUUCAAUGCUAACAAUGUGAAUGUUAUGCUACCAUCCCUGGCAGACUAUUUGCAGAAUCAUUUAAAUCCAUUCAACACUAGCCACGAGGAUGUAGAGCAGCAAUAAAUAAAGGAUUUGCUAAUUCUUUUAA